Molecule: messenger RNA, 931 nt
Organism: Coffea eugenioides
Lineage: Eukaryota; Viridiplantae; Streptophyta; Magnoliopsida; Gentianales; Rubiaceae
Product: 40S ribosomal protein S5
Exons: 4
Coding region: 43-657 (204 amino acids)
Biological process (GO): translation; ribosomal small subunit assembly
Cellular component (GO): cytosolic small ribosomal subunit; ribosome
Molecular function (GO): rRNA binding; mRNA binding; structural constituent of ribosome
Source: RefSeq, a predicted model, not a curated record
CCUCCAACACACACACACACACACACACACACACACAGAGCAAUGGCGAUAGCUGCAGGUGAGGAGGAGAAGAAGGUUCACAGUGACGUAUUGCUCUUUAAUCGGUGGGCUUACGACGAUGUUCAGGUUGGUGACAUUUCUGUUGAUGAUUACAUAACUGCAACUGCGGCCAAGCAUCCUGUUUACUUGCCCCACACAGCUGGGAGGUACCAAGUAAAGAGGUUUAGGAAAGCCCAGUGCCCAAUUGUGGAGAGGUUGACCAACUCAUUGAUGAUGCACGGGCGCAACAAUGGAAAGAAGCUGAUGGCUGUUCGUAUUGUCAAGCAUGCUAUGGAAAUUAUUCAUUUGCUGACUGACCAGAAUCCCAUUCAGGUCAUUGUCGACGCUGUCAUAAACAGUGGACCAAGAGAAGAUGCAACUCGUAUUGGUUCUGCUGGUGUUGUGAGGCGUCAGGCUGUUGAUAUUUCACCAUUGAGGCGUGUAAACCAGGCAAUAUAUCUCCUCACAACUGGAGCGCGCGAGAGUGCUUUCAGGAAUAUCAAGACAAUUGCUGAAUGCCUUGCUGAUGAACUCAUUAAUGCUGCCAAGGGAUCUUCUAACAGUUAUGCAAUCAAAAAGAAGGAUGAGAUUGAAAGGGUUGCAAAAGCCAACCGUUAGGAGUUGUUCUCUGGUUGAAUGGAUUGGGAGGGACUUCACAGUUAGACGACGUUUUCGUGCUCCCGGUUUUGCUCCUCUAGUUACUAGUAAAUCGUAAAUUGAGACUGAGAGGAUUUCUAGUAAAUCAUUAGAGUUGUAUUCUGAUGGAAUGCUUUGAUUUCAUUGUUGGACAUCUUUUUUUGUUGUUGCCUUCUUACUCUAUACCUUUUUUACAAGUAAAUCAAUAGAUAGUGAUGGGUUGGAUCCAUAUUUAUGAGAUUGCAAUUUUGGUUAA